AUGAAGGCUCUCGUGGAAGAAAACGUUAUUAUCAACGGCAACCGUAUCGCUUACGGAGUUUAUGGCCAUGGACAACCUGUUGUUCUUUUACAUGGGACUCCGUCUUCAUCCCUCAUCUGGCGCAAGGUGAUUCCGCAUCUCACCGGUACGGGCUUUAAAGUCUAUGUCUAUGAUUUGCUCGGAUACGGUCUCUCAGAGCGUCCAUGGAAUCCAGAAACUGACACCUCCAUCUCCGGGCAAGUCCCCAUCUUGGAAGAGCUGCUCACCCACUGGGGGCUAGACACAUUUCAUCUUAUUGCCCACGACAUUGGGGGUGGAGUCGCACAACGAUUUGCUGUUUUCUCUCCUCAACGGCUACGCUCCUUAUCACUGAUCGACGUCGUGAGCUUUGACAGCUACCCCUCCAAAAGAACAAAGCAGCAGAUGGAGAACGGAUUGAAAAGCCUCAUCAAGGCCAAGGACGAUGUGCAUCGAUCACACUUCAAAGAGUGGCUGCUCUCUGCUGUAUAUGACAAGGAACAGUUCACAAACGCAAGCCUCAACACUUUUUUGGAGUACAUAUCCGGACCCAUAGGCCAAGGCAGCUUCUUCCAGCACCAAGUGCGGCAUUAUGACCCGAGGCAUACGAUGGAAAUCGCGGAUCGGAUCCAUGAGCUUGGCAAGUUACCAGUGAAACUUAUUUGGGGUGCGGAUGAUGCAUGGCAAGUUGUUGACUGGGGACGUAAGCUUAAUCAGGCAAUUCCUGGCUCUGAAUUGGAAGUGAUUGAGCAUUGUGGACAUUUUUCACUAGAGGAUCAGCCAGAUAAGAUCUCACAGAUAUUGGUCAAUUUCUUGAAUCGCUAUGAAGAAAGGCCCGCAAACGCCGAAUGA
Molecule: messenger RNA, 870 nt
Organism: Penicillium atrosanguineum
Lineage: Eukaryota; Fungi; Ascomycota; Eurotiomycetes; Eurotiales; Aspergillaceae
Product: alpha/beta fold hydrolase
Exons: 1
Coding region: 1-870 (289 amino acids)
Molecular function (GO): catalytic activity
Source: RefSeq, a predicted model, not a curated record